AUGUCUAACGCCGAAACGAUAAAGGCCAUCGGUGCUGCUGUUGGAAAGGCUCUGAAGGAAUCAGGACUCAGUGGCUCUGGCUCUGGUGCUGCUUCUGGCUCUGGCGGUCGCCGUGGUGGUCGUGGUGGUCGUGGUGGCCGAGGUGGCCAUGGAGGUGACGGAGGUGUUCGCAAGAAGCCCGCUCGUUGCUUCCGCUGCGGCUCGACUGAGCAUUUUUACAAGGACUGCCCUCACAAGAAUAAAUCCCGAAGCAAGUCCAAGCAGGCCCAACUCGAGGCCGCUGCUAAGAGGCCAACUUUCCCACCUGCUGCGCCUCCUGCUAUUCCUGGAUGGGAGUCCAUUUGGGAUCCAACAUUUGGCGCAUAUCUCCUGCGGCCAGUUGUGGUACCAACACAGGGUGCUCCUACUUCUGCCGCCCCUGCUCCUGCUCCGGCUCCUGCUCCGGCUCCGGCUCCUGCCCCUGCUCCUUCUUAUUCUCCCGCUCCCGCUAUCGGUCUCUGCCAUUCCCCUCUUUCCGCCAACAGCGACGCUCUUGUAUCUGAUGCAGAGUAUCGCUUGCGUCUUGCGGAAGCUGACAUUCAAGCAAUGAAGGAACGCUUCAGCGGGCCCCAGCCUCAGCCUCAACCUCAGCAGCAGCAACAACACCAACAGUUUGGCCCUGUUCCUGCUACAGUUCCACCUCAACCGACCGUCUCUGCUCUUGGGCCUGAGCAGCAACAGGCACCAACUCUUCGCAGUUCAGGACCAAUCUCUCUCGACGACUUUCUGGGCCCUGCAGGGAAUUUGCCUCUCAGCCAGAGCCAAUCGUUUGAGCCUCGCAGUCGCAGGCGUCUCAUCAUCUCAUUAGUGAGAGCGACCAACGUCAGCCCAGGUAUCGCUGCCCAGCUACUCUGGCGGUUUGACUGGAACCUCAGGUUCUGUGAAGACCUCGUGUGGAAUCAAGGGUCAACAUGGCCCUCUAGUGUGUUCAAGGAUGGCGGUUUGAGACGAGUGUAG
This is a messenger RNA of Fusarium poae, 996 nucleotides long. RefSeq lists its product as uncharacterized. The transcript has 3 exons. Gene Ontology annotation, molecular function: nucleic acid binding; zinc ion binding. Lineage: Eukaryota; Fungi; Ascomycota; Sordariomycetes; Hypocreales; Nectriaceae. The record is from RefSeq and is a predicted model, not a curated record. Bases 1 to 996 code for a protein of 331 amino acids.